AUGGAGCACUUCCCAUUGCUGCCGUUGGGCCUUAUUCCAACGCUCGAGAGCCACGUGCUGGCCGACUGCAAAACCAAACUGCAAGCGCUCCUUCAAACCCUUACGGAUGACCCAGAUGACGUGAGCCUCGGCCAUUACAUCAAGAAGGAAGUGGCCGUCAUCGUGACCGAGAUUGAAGACCGACGCGCGCGUCAGCGCAUCGCAGAUCUCGUUUUGGGAGUGCAGACGGCGACUCUGAUUGAAAUCGGCACCAAGGCUUCGGCACCCGAGCACAUCACAACGUCCACGGGCCAAAAUCAGCCGAGUGUUGCAAGGGUCCCAGCAUCAUCCCCGACACUUCCACCACAGCGGACGCCAACCCAAAAGCCAUCAACCCAAGCCAGCACUCUUCCCGCCUCGAUCAAGUCGGCGGUAUCUAAACCAGUGCCGUCCGCAAAGGCUUCCGAGACGGUGACGCCAGACGCGUCGUACGGUGCACCUCGUCGGCUCUCAAUCAAGGAGAUGCUCGCCAAAGCGAAAGCGUCGCGCGUCGCUGCGAAUGACCCGAGCGUGCGCUUCAUCAUCCAAAACACAGGGUCGCUCAAGCUCAAGAGACGCGGAACAGCAAAAGCCAAGGCGCCAAAAGAAGAGACGCCCGAGGAGCGACUUCAAAAGCAAAAAGAGCUGAGGCGUCAAGCCGCCCACGACCGUCUCGUUGCGCGCCAGGCCAAGAUGGCGCUCAAGAAGCAGCAGCACCAAGACGAUGCGUCAAGUGAUUCCGCCAGCGAUAUUGACGCCGCAAGCUCUGAUUCGGACGAAUACGUCGACGACGCCGUCCACGAAGUCUCCAUCGACCCGUUGCCAGACCCAACGCCGCGCGUCGAAGUCGAGACGGACGAGCGCAUCACGCGCAUCAACAACACCCUGUGCAGCAUUCAAGCCGCCGAGAAUUUGGCUCGUAUUCGAUCAGCCGGAGCUGCUCGUCAUGCCGUCGCCCUAGUCUCGGAGGAGGUUCCGUCGUCGACACCAAAUGUGACGGCACACGCAAACCACGAAGGCUUGGAGCUCUGUGCAGCGCCAACCACGGACCCUAUUGCACCUUCCGGCCCCAUUUCUCCAACCAACGUCGACAUCGACAGACAGACGGUGAGCUAUGUCGAGACACCACCACUUGCCAUCAGCGAAGACACGGACAGUUUGCUCGCUUUCAAUCGACCGUCCAAUGAGGAUGGUACCAGUCGAGUGGACGACGAGCCGCAGAGCACUCCUGACGACGACGACGACAAGCCGUUGCCCAGCUGCAGCAGCAACAAUAGCUGUGACGUCGAGUCGACAGCGGGCGACAGCAACGACAGCGACGACGACGGCAAUGAGUCGGGAGAUGACGAGAAGGUGCCGCCGUAUGUGCCCCCUGUGUACGACAAGUCGGUUUUUCACUCGUCGAUCCCGAUGCAGCUGCUUGAGACCGCCUUGGACAAGAUGAUAAAGACCCAGGAGGCUGUCGCUCCACCGUUACCAGAAUGGUUCCAAGCGCAACGCGAGUCAAUCGAGAAGCUCGUGACACCACGUGCGAUUGUACCUUCUCCGCGGCCGGCGCAAUCCAUGGGCCACGCGCGCCAGAUCCUUCACGAUCUCGUGGCGAGCCAGAACCAAAUCAAAUCGUAUCAAGCAAGCGUCGAGAGCACGCUUGCGUCCCUCGCACCGCCGCCACCUCGUGAAUUCACGCCCGAAUUGGCGCCCAAAACUCUGCGUCCCAAGUCGUCAAAACCAAGGCUCGCACCACGAUCCACGGCGGCCCGCAACAGCACGAACCAAGAAACGCCCGAGCCGACAUUAUUGCGUCGGUCGGCCAAGUCGACGCCGCGUCUGCAUGUCAAAGCAGCGCCCGUGCUGCCACUGGUCCCGUCCAUGCCACCACUGUGUACGGUCGACUACUCGAAAUACUACAAGAACUUUCUGUGCAUCAUGACCUCCUUUUACGAGAAAGCGUCGACGGCCAAUCCGAAAGAAGCCCUUUUGCAAGGCGAGACGGCGCUACGCUUCCAGCUCAAGCUCUACACCAUCUGGAAGAACGUCAUGCACGACUACGCAACCGUGUUUGGUGUCGACGGCUUGCUCAAGACCAGCCGCGCCGCUUCGUACGUGUACGAUGGUGCGCAGUCGACGCCGUUUACCGCGCAGUACCGUAUCAACUCGUCGUCGCGGCUUGAAGUGUUUGGAAUCGUGGCGCAGGCGGUGAAAAAGCUGCCCGACUGGGAGGAAUUGCCCGUGGACCUUGGCCUGAACACGACAUGGAAUCUCUUGUGGACGUGGAGCAAGCCGCGUGUCGAUCGCCAAACGCUCCUGGUGUGGCAAAAAGUCAACCACUUUGCGGGCGCCAAAGCACUCACACGCAAGGACAUGCUCAAGAAGAGUUUGCAUCGCUACACGUCGCUCGGUGGCGAACGCCUGAAGAGCUUUGACAUUGCCCCCGAGACGUUUAUCUUGCCAAACGACUAUAUUCCGUUUGUGCAAGCCUUCAAGAAACGUGGCGACGCGAUCGGUCCAACCAAAAACGUCUGGAUCAUGAAGCCCGUCGCGCUCUCGCGCGGGCGCGGCAUCUCGCUUCUCAACGACCUCGGGCAAGUGGCCUACGGCGAAGCCGUUGUCGUGCAAAAGUACAUUGAGAACCCGCUCUUGCUCGACGGCUUCAAGUUUGACUUGCGUCUCUACGUCUUGGUCACGUCCUUCAAUCCGCUCGAGGCCUUCUUUUACCAAGAAGGCUUUGUGCGUAUUUGCACGCACCGCUACUCGUCCGACGCGACCGACAUCAACGAUCUCUUCAUGCACCUCACCAACAGCAGCAUUCAAAAAUACGGCGACAUGGACCAAGUCGCCGACAACCCGGUGAAUAAUGCGUCCACGACCGAAGCCGGUGGUACAAAAGCGAGCUUGGCAUACCUCUGGUCGCGGCUCGCGGCCGUGCACGCCCCCGUGGAGCAGAUCAAAGAAGACAUCAUCCACGUCAUUCUCAAGUCGCUCGUGGCAGGCGAGGACGCGAUUCCGUACCAAGUCAAUUCGUUUGACGUAUUUGGCUACGACAUUUUGCUCGACGAAGCGUACCGGCCGUGGCUCAUCGAGAUCAACUCGUCGCCGUCCAUGGCGCGCGAAAACAACUUGGAUUACGUCAUCAAGGACGCGCUCAUGCACGACACGAUGCGCGUGGUGCAGCCGCUGCACUUUGAUCGCGCGGCGCUCAUUGCGAUCCUCACGCGCCGGUUGGACGACAUUGCAAAGGAGCGCAAGCGACCGAAUUUGCUCCACCCACUCGAAGCUGAAGAGCGGACAAAGCGCCAACUCAACGCGGAUCUCCACGAUAUUUUGCACGGCGCGGUGCCCCGCGAAUACGGCGAACUCCCGGACGAGCUCGGGAACUUUCUUCGCAUUGCGCCGAGUCCGUGGCACAAUGCAGUGAUGAAGCUCAAGCGCAGUUGCUUUCGCGACAAGACGCCCAAGCCAUAAUAACGAGUCGAAUGCUAAAGCAAACAUGGCGUGUUCUCAGUCGC
Molecule: messenger RNA, 3524 nt
Organism: Saprolegnia parasitica CBS 223.65
Lineage: Eukaryota; Oomycota; Saprolegniomycetes; Saprolegniales; Saprolegniaceae
Exons: 12
Coding region: 1-3480 (1159 amino acids)
Biological process (GO): protein polyglutamylation; microtubule cytoskeleton organization
Cellular component (GO): cilium
Molecular function (GO): tubulin-glutamic acid ligase activity; tubulin binding
Source: RefSeq, a predicted model, not a curated record